AUGGCAAGGACGCCUUUGGAGCAGCCUCUAGCAGCCGAACGUGUCGAGAUCACGGAGACUUGCUGCUGUGGGCUGGACCGGGACUUCCGGAAGUGGGUCCAAUGGAGACGUCCUGCGGGCAGCAGUAGCAGCACAGAUCGAUUGCCUUGGCAAUCUGGUUGCACAGUGCUCUUCCUUUUGGAGAUGUCUUCGUAUUUCUACUUCGUGCUCGAGUCCCCUGUGCUGCUUGUGAUGGGAGGUGUUUUUGUCGUCAAGGUUCUGGUGGAGAUCUGGGGUCAGACAACGCCCACCUGGUUGUGCCCAGGUACACUUUGCCUGCUCCUCGUGGUUUACACGCUGGGAUUCCCCACAAUCGUGCCCUACAUGUUUGGCUACUGCACGAAAGUCUUGGACAUCUGCUUCUUGGGACACCAGACACUGGGCCUGGCGCUCUACCUCGGGGGGUCUUCUUAUUCUCUCUACUAUGAGGUGCAUCGCUUCAGGUGGAAGGCAAAGCCUGAGAACAAAGGGAAGCUGCACAUGGUGGGGCCUGCAGCCUGGUGCAUCCACCCAAACUACUUUGGAGAUCUCUUCACAUACACAGGCUGGGCGCUGGCAACCGGAACCACCUGCGCACUGAGCAUCCCGAUUGCCACAAUCUUCACUUUUGUCAUGGCAGUUGUUCCAAACUCAGACAACUACCUGGCGCAGCGCUACCCUGAGGAGUUUCCGGCUUAUGCAGCCAAGACUGCCACGCUGAUCCCUGGCCUGCAUUCCAAGCUGGGCAGUCAGAUCCUGGCAUGGGCCUCCUUGGUGGUCUCCAUGUACUUCUGGUGCAGCACUUGCUCAGCAUCAUGUGGCCUGUAG
Messenger RNA from Symbiodinium necroappetens, 846 nucleotides. NCBI's taxonomy places the organism in Eukaryota, Dinophyceae, Suessiales, Symbiodiniaceae. The record is from the annotation of a GenBank genome assembly.